Molecule: messenger RNA, 1419 nt
Organism: Alexandromys fortis (reed vole)
Lineage: Eukaryota; Metazoa; Chordata; Mammalia; Rodentia; Cricetidae
Gene: Il36b
Product: interleukin 36 beta
Exons: 6
Coding region: 274-825 (183 amino acids)
Biological process (GO): inflammatory response to antigenic stimulus; positive regulation of gene expression; positive regulation of T cell differentiation
Molecular function (GO): cytokine activity
Source: RefSeq, a predicted model, not a curated record
CCUGUAUUGCCUCCCUGCCUCCCCUCCAAGGGCUCACAGGUCCUCCUUGCCUGGCUCAGCCUUCUUGCUAAAGUGGGCACACCCAGGGUCAGGCGACAGGGCUGCUGCCUGGCUAAUUAAAAGCUCCGGAGUCCCGGGCAAGCUCUCAGUGCCUGCAGAUCCAGCUGCAGCCAAAGGUUUGAUUCCAGGGACAAGAACCUCUUUGGACAAAGACAACUCUCAUGUGAGGCACUGAGGCUCUUGGACCGGGAGGACUGUGAACAAUUGGUUCUCAUGGCAAUGAUGGCCUUCUCUCCACAAUCUAAAGUACAUUAUCCUCCUCAAGAAAGCUCUGAAGAUUCAGAAUGUAAAAUCCACAAAGAAAGUCAGGAAUUUCCCAGAACCUACAGGAUCUAUGACUCCCAACAGAUGGUGUGGGUCCUGGCAGGAAAUUCUCUAAUAGCGGUGCCUGCUAGCAGCAAUGUCAAGCCUGUCAUUCUUAACUUGAUAGCAUGUAGAGAUCAAGAAUUCCAAGAUAUUGAAAAAGGUAAUCUAGUUUUUCUGGGAAUCAAGGGCGAAAAACUUUGCCUCUUCUGCGCUGAAAUUGGGGGCACACCGACUUUGGAGCUUAAGGAUGUAAGCAUCAUGGAAAUAUACAAAGAGGGCAAAGCACCGAAAGACUUUCUCUUCUACCACAGCACAGAGGGCUCCACUUCUGCCUUCCAGUCAGUCUCCUAUCCUGGCUGGUUCAUAGCCACCCCUGCCACGGCAAGGCAGACAGUCACCCUCACACAACAGAGGGGUGAAACUACUAGUACCAACUUCUACUUAGAGGCUGAAGAUUAAAGUCCAGCAUGGGCCAGAUGUGUGGCUGAGUCCAGGACAAAGAAGCAAACGAAUGGAGAAUCCUUUACUUGAAAACACGGCAAGGCAUCGUAAAAGACCACCAUGUCACCUCUGCACCAGAACAUACAUUGUAGUGUCACUCAUCUGAACAUCAUUCCAGUGUGAAACCCAAGAAUCACUUUUAUCCUUUUCUGAUCUCGUCCCACCAUCCAUUCAGCUACCAAGUACAGUCAAGUCAGAGACUUACAUGCAAUUCUCCCUCCCUGUUCUCACAGCAUCCCAUGGGGCAGAGGUGUGGAUUCCAGUGAAAAAUUCUUCCUUCUUAACUUUACAUAUGCUUAUUGUAAAUAUGAUAAAUGCCUGAAAGAUAAAUACCAAGAAUGAAGCAAUAUAAAAGAUUUUAUGUGUCUUGAUGACCAUGAGAGAUUCAGAACAUCAUCAGUUAAUAAUUUGACACACAGUAUAUGCUUUUAUUAUGGUGACUGCUAACCAAAGUGAAUAUAAAAUGAACCCAAAUUUCAGAGAGUCAGUCACAUUAAGUUGAAUUUCAAACUAAUUAUAAUGUCUUUAUUUAACUUUAUAAAGUGAAUGGAA